AUGGACCGGUUGAUGGACCCGGCUGGCCCCGGGGCCGGGGAUGCCCCGGCCGGCGUGCUGGCCAUGCUGAUGGUCCGGCCAGGUGGCAGCUUUCUGGGUCCGAGCCCCGGGCCAGGCGGCUUCCCGUGCCUCCCAGGUGCCGCCGCCGGGACCCCCGAGCAUCUAGGCCGGGGCGGGCAGGGGGUGGGUACCACUCCGGGGAGCCCCGCGGCUGGGCCAGGAGGGCGACAGAGGAGGACGGGAGCUGAGCCUUCCCCUUCCCGCCCCCCUCGCUCUCCCGGGCCCGGCCAUGCCCAGCCUGGCGGGCAGCUCCGGCCGGGGGUCCGGGCCGCCCCCCGGAGCCCCGCACCUGCCCCGCACCCGCCGUCCCUCCCGACCUGGGCGGCCAAUAAAGCAGUGCAGGGGACACCCGCGCCCGCCGCCACCGAGAAGGCAGAGCGGCCAGAAGCCGCGCCGGCCUUCCCUUCCCAUCGCUGCCCAUCGCAUCCCAUCCGCUCCCUCGUCCCCUUGGCGCUCGGACCCCCUCCAUCCCGCUCGGCCGCGAGUGCCGCCAACUUUCUCGGGAGCGGGGAGCCCCCAUCCUCCACCCCCCGGGGGGGACGCGGAGAGCCCGGCCCCGGACAUGCUCGGGACUUGAGACGGGGAGAGGCGGAGCCCGGGCCGGGGCGGCCGGGCGGGGAAGCCGCAGUCCGGCCCGCGGCCCGCCCACCCCGACCCCCCGCAGCUCCCCGCAGCUCCCCGGCCGCCGGGCCGCGGGGGGCAGAGGGCCGAGCCGGCGGGCCGCCCCCCCGGGGCCAUGGGCGCCCCGCCCGGCACCCGCCCGGGGAGCGGCCGGCGGAGCUCCUGAGCCGGUGGGCGCGGCGCCAUGCAGCCCUCCGGGACGCCCCCCGCCUGGGCCGUGGGGCGGGGCCGGGGGCCGCCGCCCGGGACCCCGAGCCCGGGCACCUGCCGGCUGCGGCCGCCGGGGCCUGCCCACAGCGGGACCGCCACGCUCCGCCCGGGACCCCCGGGGACAGCGGCGGGGAGGCCGCGGAGUCUCCGCGCGGACCCUCGGACCGGACGCGCUCCUCCUGGGAACCUCCUCGUUCCCCGCAGGACCAGCCGCUCGCCCCCUCGGACCAGCCGUUGAUCCCCUCGGACCGGCCGCGCUCUCCACCGGACUAUCUGCGCCCCCCCCAGGACCAGCCGCGCUCUCCCCAGGUCCAUCCUCGCUUCCCGCAGGACCAGCCGCUCGCCCCCUCGGACCAGCCAUUCGUCCCCUCGGAGCAGCCGCGCUCCCCACCGGACCAUUCGCGCUCCCCCCCGGAUCAGCCGCUCGCCCCCUCGGACCAGCCAUUCGUCCCCUCGGACCAGCCGCGCUCCCCCCAGGACCAGCCAUUCGUCCCCUCGGACCACCCUGGCUCCCCCCAGGACCAGCCGCGCUCCCCGCCGGCCCAUCCGCGCUCCCUCCAGGACCAUCCUCGCUCCCCCCAGGACCAGCCAUUCGUCCCCUGGGACCAUCCGCUCUCCCCCCCGGACCAUCCGCGCUCCCUCUCGGACCACCCGCGCACCCCCUCGAACCAGCCACGCUCCCCCCCGGACCAGCUACUCGCCCCCUCGGCCGAGCUGCUCUCCGCCUCGGACCAUCCGCUCUCCCCCCCGGACCAGCCGAUCUCCCCCUGGGACCAUCGGCGCUCUCCCCCGGUCCAGCCUCUCUCCCCGUCGGACCAGCCGCGCUCGCCCUGGGACCAUCGACGCUCACCCAGGGACCAUCGCCGGUGGACGGUGAAGGGAGCCGGGGGGUCCGGGGCUGCGGGGUCCGGGGCUGCCGGAUCGGGUGUCCCCCCUCUCCCGGACGGCAGCAGCGCCCCCGAGCCCCGGCCCCGACCCCGGCCCAGAAGAGCGGGGAGGACCGAGGGUCGCCCUCCGGCAGAAGCCCCCUCCUCGGGCAGCCGGGGGGCGGCGGUGCCCCCGGGCCGGGCGCUGCCCUUGAACGGGUCCGGGGAGCGCGGGGACCCCCGGGGGUCGGGCAACGGGACGAGCGGGCGCACCCGGCUCCAGAACCCCUUCUACCCGCUGACCAAGGAGUCGUACGGGGCGUACGCCGUCAUGUGCCUGUCCGUGGUCAUCUUCGGCACCGGCAUCGUCGGCAACCUGGCCGUGCUGUGCAUCGUGUGCCACAACUACUACAUGAGGAGCAUCUCCAACUCGCUGCUGGCCAACCUGGCCUUCUGGGACUUCCUCAUCCUCUUCUUCUGCCUCCCCCUGGUCAUCUUCCACGAGCUGGCCAAGAAGUGGCUGCUGGAGGACUUCUCCUGCAAGAUUGUGCCCUACAUCGAGGUAGCUUCUCUCGGAGUCACCACUUUCACCUUAUGUGCCCUGUGUAUAGACCGCUUCCGGGCUGCCACUAAUGUCCAGAUGUACUACGAAAUGAUUGAAAACUGUACAUCCACUACCGCCAAGUUGGCCGUCAUAUGGGUGGGAGCCCUGCUCCUCGCCCUGCCCGAGGUUGUGCUCCGCCAAUUGACCAAGGAAGACUUGGGGUUGAGUGGGCGCGCCCCUGCGGAGCGCUGCGUGGUCAAAAUCUCCCCCGAGUUACCGGACACCAUCUACGUUCUAGCCCUGACAUAUGACAGCGCGAGACUCUGGUGGUAUUUCGGCUGUUACUUUUGUUUGCCCACCCUUUUCACCAUCACCUGCUCUCUCGUGACUGCCCGGAAAAUCCGGAAAGCAGAGAAAGCCUGCACCAGGGGCAACAAGCGACAGAUUCAGUUGGAGAGUCAGAUGAACUGCACUGUGGUGGCGUUGACCAUUUUAUAUGGAUUUUGCAUUAUUCCUGAAAACAUCUGCAACAUCGUGACUGCUUACAUGUCUACAGGGGUCUCCCAGCAGACGAUGGACCUCCUUCACAUCAUCAGUCAGUUUCUUCUGUUCUUCAAGUCGUGCGUCACCCCUGUCCUCCUGUUCUGCCUCUGCAAACCUUUCAGCCGGGCCUUUAUGGAGUGCUGCUGUUGCUGCUGUGAAGAAUGCAUUCAGAAGUCUUCAACAGUAACGAGCGACGACAACGAUAACGAAUACACCACAGAACUCGAACUCUCCCCUUUCAGUACCAUCCGGCGUGAAAUGUCUACUUUUGCUUCCGUCGGGACUCAUUGCUAAACAACUCUGGUUGGAUUUAAAAUAUCCUGUGAAGAUUUUUUUUACUUCUCUGUUUCUCCUUACUGGGUGGAGCUGAAAUAAGGAUCUGUUUGAUCGAUUCUUUGUAUUAACCUUUGUUCUCUGGGUGGGAUUUCUGGUUAGUUAUUUAAGAAAAAAGAACUAGCCUAUAGUUUUAGGUCCUUUGAUCUGGUACGGUGCUAAUAUAUUUUUGGAACAAAAAUUAGGGACUGUACCUUUUAUUUAAUUCCUCGCUAGGAUUUAUUUUGUAAUCACUGUAAAACUGAUUAUAGCCAUUGUGAUUUUUGCGAGAUGUUUUAUGUGAAAGGUGUGGUCGAACGUAUUGUAUCCGAUGUCGUGAGAUGAAUAGGGGUUUGAAAUGUUUUACAAGGUAGCAGAAAAUAAAUUCCCAUUUCAUUCUUUAAUUUCAUUGCCAAUCUACUUUAACAAAGAUCCAAUAAAUCUCAUUUAAAGGCCUUAAGAACAGCAUCUUUGCUUUAUAUAGAAAUACAUAAGUAUGGCAUAUAUAAUUUUCUGUUAAUUUACUUAGCCCUCGAGGCAAAUAAUUAGUACGUUAAAAAUAGCUAUUACUAAUGGUGUUUGUUUUCCAUGAAUAAUCCUUAAAAAUGUUGAGUGACUGAAUCUAAAAUUGCCUUUUUAGUAUGGUGAUGGAAAGUCAAAAAAUUAUUUCUUUAUAUCCGAGAAAUUUAUCUGUGAAUGGAGGGAAGAGAUGAAAGCAGAAAGGACAGGAGAGAAGGGAGAGGAAAGAAGGAGGAAGAGGACUUGGUUUUCUGAAACAACUGAACUCACUUCCACCCUAUUUUGAUCAUUUGUCAGGCUGACAGUGAGAGAAGAGAAAGGGGCGGGGAUUCAGAAGGGUGGUGGUUGGGGGACUAGCCAGUGGCAUUUAGGACCUGCAUGUUAAAAUCCUGGUUCCACUACAGGUUUUCUUUGACACCAAAGAGAACGGCCACAGGCCCAGAGGAAUCUUCCCUAAGGCUGUGACCACUUCUAUGGCUUUAAAGGGCCUUGCACAGUCUUCAAAAACCACUAGGUAUCUCCCAGAUACUGUCUGGCCUAUGCAAUUUUCCUUCGCCUUGUCCAUGUUGGUCUUAUCCAUUGUUGACUCAUUCCCUUCUCCUGGGCCCUCCUUCUCCCCAUGACAAAGUUAGAGCUAAAGAGUAGUGGAAUAACGUAUUUCUGGAAUAAAUAAAUGAACAGUGUGGUA
Ornithorhynchus anatinus (platypus) is the source of this 4363-nucleotide messenger RNA. It is a transcript of the gene GPR37, whose product is annotated as G protein-coupled receptor 37. The transcript has 4 exons. Gene Ontology annotation, biological process: positive regulation of MAPK cascade; adenylate cyclase-inhibiting G protein-coupled receptor signaling pathway. Gene Ontology annotation, cellular component: plasma membrane; signaling receptor complex. The record is from RefSeq and is a predicted model, not a curated record. Lineage: Eukaryota; Metazoa; Chordata; Mammalia; Monotremata; Ornithorhynchidae. The coding region runs from base 1 to 3138 and encodes 1045 amino acids. Gene Ontology annotation, molecular function: prosaposin receptor activity; G protein-coupled peptide receptor activity.